AUGUCUGAAAUUCUUUUGCUUCUCCAUCCUACGGUUGUGACCGAGGAGAGUCUUGUUGAAUCGGCCAAGUCCGGCCUCUCUGGAAAGUUCCCCGAGGCUUCUUUGACCCAGCACAUUAUCGAUCGUAUAGCAAACGAUAUGGUCGAACUACCAUCGUCCCACUUUGACCACAUUCACUAUGUGAACCCCAACAAGUCCCACUUGUCGAUUCCUCCAUCUGUCAUGGCCAAACUAUUUGCCUCUCUCAAAAACGGAGGCGAGUUGCUGGGAGACUUGCCCAAGGACCAAGAUCUCGACGUGUUGAUGAACGGAUUCAUUGUGAAAGAUGAUGGCUCUUGGUCCAAGCCUGCUCCAGUUUCCACGGUUUUGCUCAGGAAGAAAAAGCCUGCGGAGACUGCGGCAAGAAAAAUGCCUACAUUCAAAAAGCCCGUUUCUUCUCCGGUCACUUUAACUGACACAUCUGCCAACAAUACAGAUGCAGAGGAUGACCUUUCGAUGAAGAGAAAACUCGACAGCACGAAGUUGGCGUACUUCAGCGACGAUUCGAGUGGUGAAGAGGACGACUUGAUCGACGAAAAUGAAUUGAUUGCUGACUCGCACAAAUUCAACGUCAACAUAGUGGUUCCUAAGAAGUGUGAGUUGCCCAACGGAAAAAAGAGAAAGAAGGCCUGUAAAGAUUGUACUUGUGGCUUGAAAGAAUUGGAGGAACAAGAAGAGCAGGCUACUCGUAAUUUGCAAGACACUUUAUUGGGCAAAAUGGCCCAGCUGGCCACGUUGGAGGCUAUCAAGAUCGAGGAAAGAUUGAAAAAGUCCCAGGUUCAGUUCUCUGCUCAAGACUUGACAGAGAUUGAUUUCACGGUGGAAGGAAAGACUGGCGGCUGUUCUUCUUGCGCUCUUGGUGAUGCUUUUAGAUGUGAUGGAUGUCCUUAUUUGGGUCUUCCCCCUUUCAAACCUGGCGAGGUUGUCACUCUUGAUAGCUUCGGGGAGGACAUUUGA
Molecule: messenger RNA, 996 nt
Organism: Clavispora lusitaniae ATCC 42720
Lineage: Eukaryota; Fungi; Ascomycota; Pichiomycetes; Serinales; Metschnikowiaceae
Gene: DRE2
Product: electron carrier
Biological process (GO): iron-sulfur cluster assembly
Cellular component (GO): cytoplasm
Molecular function (GO): iron-sulfur cluster binding
Source: RefSeq, a predicted model, not a curated record